CCAUAAUGCAGCCCGCGGGCUAAUUUCACCACGGAGCCCAAGCAGCAAGAAAGUGUAAAGAUUGAUAAGGGUGUCCGAGCGAGGGUAAACUCGGUACCCGACAUGAGCUCCACAGGGGAUCAUCCGCAUGGGACGAAAAGGCCGGCUGAGCCGCACGAAGCGUCCUCUGCAUGGGAAUCGGCGGAUCUGGGCAACGACGAGAGGAAACAGAAGUUUCUGCGGCUGAUGGGCGCUGGCAAGAAAGAGCACACCGGGCGCCUCGUCAUUGGAGAUCACAAGUCAACUUCAAACUUCAGGACAGGGGCCGAGGACAAGAAGAUGAACUCUGAGUUGGAGCAACAGUACCAGCAGGGUUUGGAUGGGAAGCUGUCCGGCAGAAACAGGAGACACUGUGGCCUGGGAUUCAGCGAGUCCAGCUCGCCGGCAGAGAUCACAGAAGGCGAACAGGGGACAGACAGCACAGAGGCCACGGACAGCCAAGAAGCGAAAGAGGAGGAACCGUCGACAGAGUCAAAGGCUGGCGAUCAGGAGCAGAGUGAGGACUGUACAGAUGGCAGAAAAGAGGAACAGAAGCGUGUUUUCAAAAUGGCAUUCGUGAAGUCCUCUUAACUCAGGGACAGAGGUGGGGAGGUGGGUUUAAUCACUCCACUCAUUUUGUAUAUUUCUUUCGUCCGGACAGUUUCACCAAAUGAUUUGGCCGAGUCUUCGCUGUUUUUUCCCCCCUUUUUUUUCAUUUAAAGUAAAAUACACAGCUUGGUUGUUCUUCUUCCAAUAAAGAGUAAAGCUUGCCUGUACUUUGGAAAGCAACUUCCCUUUUUCCAAACUAUUGUGGCCUGGAUCUCAAAAAGGGGAAAACUGCUUAAUAGUUUUUUAAAACUUUUUUUUUGUAACUUAUUUUUAAGCCUUUCUCUGAAAAGAAGUGAGGAAUAUUUUGUAAUGGAUUAAUGUGCUUGGUAUCCAUUGCAUUUAACGGAACAGGGUGGAAUUAGCAUAAUAUGCCUUUUAAAUUCUCUUUGAAGUCCAGAGUGGAGAAUAACAAAUGUAUGAAGCACCAGCUGAAUAUCAAUAAAAAUGGAAAACCACA
Messenger RNA from Brienomyrus brachyistius, 1084 nucleotides. It is a transcript of the gene c13h11orf58, whose product is annotated as chromosome 13 C11orf58 homolog. Lineage: Eukaryota; Metazoa; Chordata; Actinopteri; Osteoglossiformes; Mormyridae. Bases 103 to 609 code for a protein of 168 amino acids. The transcript is spliced from 5 exons. The record is from RefSeq and is a predicted model, not a curated record.